AUGAGACAAGUUGAUUGUGCCGCAAACGGUGAUUUCUGUGGAAAACAGUCAAUAAACUCAUAUCCCACUUUGAGACUGUAUGGCCCUAGUGAAGAUAACACCUCGUACAAAUUGAUAACAACUUACCCGAGUGGAGGCAAGAGAACGCCGCAGAAUUUCUUGAAGUUUUUGAGAUCUCAAUAUGAUGAUCUGAAAAACGACCGUUUCAACCUUCCCGUUAAAGGAGAGGUUUUGACUGAGGAAAAAAUGUUGAAACUAAUGAAUGGAGAUAUUGAAGAACCAGUAUUGGUUUCAUUCUGGCCUACCACUGAUAAAGAAACAACUUUGAAAUAUUUUGAAGAUGUUCACAGCAACCCAAUCAGUUUCAAGAACUGCUAUUCGUGCUUUAACUUGGCAGUUUUAUGGUCCAGAAUAACCAAUCGUUUGCCUGACCUGGAGACUGCCGUCUUCAACUGUGGAGGGACUAAUUCUCGAGUAUGCCAAGCUCUCAAUCUACCCUUUAACGUAAACAGAGCUCAAGUUUCGCCUGAGAUAUACAUGUUCUUGCCAAACUCUCAUGGAGGCAUUCGUGUGAAAUAUAAUCAUGACCUGGUAAUUUCUGACAUUGUAGAUUGGUCAGAAAGAUUGUUAGCCAAUGCUCAAGCUGAGGAGGUCACUUUAGAUUCAUUGGCGGAAAAGAUGACUUUAUUGAAUCCAGCUAAGGGUCUAGACUUUUUCAAGGGUCCAGAUCCAAACCAGAAGCAGGUAUUUGUCUACUAUUAUGAAGAAGGCUCUGACGCACCUGAGGAUUUUGAAAUAUGGCCUCAUCUCCUUCAGCCUAUCAUGGAUUUGACUACGAAUACUUAUAUCUAUCGAUCCAAAGAUUCUCAGCUAGAAGAUUUGCUUGAUAAAAAGUACAAGAAGCUUAUUGAUUAUAUCAAUCAACCUGACUUUGAGCCGGAGAGACCUUUAAAUAGGGAGACCUAUCUGGCAAGAACAAUCACAUCCGUUCCAACAUUCCUCGUUUUCAAAGAUAAUAAUAUGAUUCCAACAGUCUACCAAAACUUUUCACCCAAUGAGAUCAGAGAUGUCAAGAAAGUCGUCAAUUUUAUUGAACAGAAUCAGUUCCCAUUAGUGGACAGAUUGACAACUGAUAAUUACGAAUCGUACUUCCCAAAGUUUAACCCACAAAUUCACGAUAAAGACGAAAAGAUUGUCAUUUCUUUCUUCUCUUCUGACAAUAAAACACAGACUACUAAUGAUUACAACCAGCUUUUGUUUGUUCAGCAUUCGUAUGACUAUAUCAAACACCAAAAUAGAUUUGAUUUGAUCGAAAAGGCUCGAGCUGACAAGACUGACAAGUCAGAGCAGUUGAAGGGGGAGGGCAUGGAUCCAAAAGAGAUCAUCAAAGUUUUAUCCAAGAAGAUUGACCAUUUAAACAACGUUGGAAAUGUGUUGACGGUAUACGUGGAUUUAGCUGAUGAUCGGAAACUUCUUGAGAAGACAGGAUGGAUAUCGAGUAGAACAAAGUACAAACCAGGUGAAUCUAUAAUAGUGACCAGAUUCGGCAAACAUUAUUGGGAUAGAGAUGUUUUUGGACACAAGCUAAUGACCACUGCUCAAAGCUUGCGAGAAACGCUCUCUUACCUUUUGUUUCCAUCCACAUAUAUUCCACCAGAAAAGAAGACUACAGUGAGACCAUCUCCUAGAGUUGCAGGGUCACCAUAUCCCGAUGCAUUUGCGUUCGUAGAUAUCAUUCAUCAGUACGGGUUGUUUGGUUAUCUGUUAAUUAUUACAUCUGUUAUUGGGGUGUACAUGCUUAUCAAGAGUCAUCGGAGAAGGUCCCGCAAGGCCAAAUUUCUUUCGCACAGAAGCCACAAGGAAGGAUUUCAAGAUGCUUACAUCGAAUUGAGCAAACACGAUUAG
This is a messenger RNA of Komagataella phaffii GS115, 1905 nucleotides long. RefSeq lists its product as uncharacterized. Gene Ontology annotation, biological process: protein folding. Lineage: Eukaryota; Fungi; Ascomycota; Pichiomycetes; Pichiales; Pichiaceae. The coding region runs from base 1 to 1905 and encodes 634 amino acids. The record is from RefSeq and is a predicted model, not a curated record. Gene Ontology annotation, molecular function: protein disulfide isomerase activity. Gene Ontology annotation, cellular component: endoplasmic reticulum. The transcript has a single exon.